Molecule: messenger RNA, 17655 nt
Organism: Ramularia collo-cygni
Lineage: Eukaryota; Fungi; Ascomycota; Dothideomycetes; Mycosphaerellales; Mycosphaerellaceae
Exons: 5
Coding region: 1-17655 (5884 amino acids)
Biological process (GO): secondary metabolite biosynthetic process; amino acid activation for nonribosomal peptide biosynthetic process
Cellular component (GO): cytoplasm
Molecular function (GO): phosphopantetheine binding; catalytic activity
Source: RefSeq, a predicted model, not a curated record
AUGGACCAACGAAUACGAGACUGGAAUAGCGACCCGCCGCCACGUGUGCUGGACACAAUUUUUGAGGCCGUAGCACGCCAGGCUGAAGACACGCCGCAUGCGCGCGCCGUAGAAGAUGGAGAUACUGCGUUGACGUUCCGGGAGUUUGUUUUAGCUGCGGCCCGUCUAGCGGAUAGGCUUCGAGCGCAGCGCAUCACGAAGGGGUCAAUGGUACUAUGCAGUCUUGCCAAGGAAGCCCGCUCCGCUGUCGCGAUGGCGGCGGUACUGCAACUCGGGGCAGUGGUGGUACCGCUCGAUGUUUCUCAACCAGCGGCGCGUUGUGAAGCAAUAUGGACGGCGACUGGAGCACAAGUUGGGCUGGUGACACCGGAACUAUUACCAGCGCUUGGGGUCCGAUUGCCGGACAUGAGGACCAUCGUGAUACCCGAAUGCAGCGAGCUCCUGAGCGUCCAGAAUGUCGAGAAUAUCGAGGGGUGCCAUGGUGAGUGCAGUGUGGACGCCGAGCCCAACGAGGCGGCGUUUGUCCUCUUCACCAGCGGCAGCACUGGCAUUCCCAAGGGCGUGGUUCUGGACCAUGUCGCAAUCUGCACGUCGGCCGCCUGUCACGCCCCAGAGCAGCGCAUCGCGCCGGGAUCCCGUAUCCUCCAGUUCUCCGACUUCGCCUUUGAUGUCAGCGUGUACGAUGUGUGGUCGACGCUCAUGCGCGGCGGCUGCGUGUGCUUCGAGCAGAAGUCGCGGUGUCUGGAUGACGUAGGCGCCGUGAUUCGUAAGCGCCGAAUCUCGUUUGCCGCCCUCCCGCCCGCUCUAAUUGUGACACUUCGACCCGCGGACGUGCCCGACCUCCAAGCGCUGACCAUCGUCGCUGAAGGCCCCACGCAAGAUCUCGUCGACACCUGGGCGCCAUGCGUGCAUCUUGUCAAUGGCUACGGCUCCACCGAGGCCUCGACGUGUGCUCCCGCGGUGCUGCAGCCGGGCCAGCGCGCGGCGUGGAUUGGAAAGACGAGCGGCGCCUGCUCGUGGAUCGUACAGCCAGACGACCCGAGCCAGCUCAGCGAUGUGGGUGUGGUGGGAGAGCUGCUGGUGGAGGGCCAUAUCAUGGCGCGCCGCUAUCUGGACAAUGUCGCCGAGACCAGCUGCAAGUUCAUUCACCCGCCUCCUGGUAGCCUGCGACCACACGCCCGGGCCUAUCUGACGGGAGACCUCGUGCGCUACUGUGACUCCCACGGUAACAUGGAGUACAUUGGCCGCAAGGCGCGAUUCCUCAAGUUGCACGGCAGGCGGCUCGACCCAAGCGAGAUUGAGUUCCAGAUCCGCACCCAUCUUGGUCGCCCGGUGCACGUCGCCGUUCUGGUUCUCAUCGGUGACCAUCAUCAGCAGCAGGCCCCACGACUCGCCGCCUUCAUUGCUUUCGAUGCACGCCACCUGGAGCAUGCCGAAGACAUUGUGCUCGGCUCACUGAGCCCGCUGCGAGAUGAGUUGCGUACGCUUCGCAGCAACAUCGGCUUGCAUUUGCCUCACUACAUGAUUCCCGUGCUGUACAUUCCGCUACUGACCAUGCCCUUGCUGCCUUCGGGCAAGACUGAUCGUGCUGCAUUGCAAAGACUCGGUGAUACAUCCCUCAGGGAACUGAUGCCACUCGCUACCCUCGAUAGCCCUGCUCCACACGCUAGUGAGCCUUGCGACCCCGAUGAGAUUCCGCUGGCGUCGCUGUGGGCUUCCGUGCUCGGGAUCCCUCUUGCAUCGAUUCAGCGUUGUAGCAAUUUCUUCGCCGUCGGUGGAGAUUCUGUUGCUGCCAUACGCCUCGUCGCAGCGGCCCGUAAGGAUGGAUUACGCCUCUCCGCCGAGAACAUCUUUCUCCAUCCGACACUGGGCGCCAUGGCGUGCCUGACACAAGUUGUGGACCGACAUGACUCCCUCGACGUCCGAGACGAUGGCACAAACAUGUCCGAAUUGCGACAAUACGCUUCCAAACUGUGCGAUGUUGAUGUAGAGUCUAUAGAAGACAUUGUACCUGCCACGCCCUUCCAGGUCGCAACGAUUGCUCUUUCCACGCGUACUCCCAGUGCAUAUGUUCGACGGUUGAGCAUGAAAAUUCCCGACUCAGUCGACAUCCAUCGGUAUCAAGAGGCUUGGCGUCGCAUCUACGAGACGGUGCCUACCCUUCGGGGACGCGUGUUCCAAACGCCUGACGGACAGUCGUACUUUGCUACUGUCCGUGAAUCGUUCAAGCUCCUUAUGUUMGACUCUUCAGCGGUGGACCGGCCAUCGAUGGGUGCUGGAACAGCCUUGGUAGAAUUCGCCGUUGUCGAAAACGAACGCAUUUUCAUGUGGACUGCGCAUCACGCAAUCUACGACGCCUGGAGCGAACGCAUGAUUCUCUCCUUGGUCGAGCAAGUCUAUCACGAUGGGAGUAACGUAAAGCCCAUUCUUCCUUCAUUUUGUCGUUUCGCCGAGUACUGCAAUCAAGUGACGCACGAUCCUGCUGCUGAACAGUUUUGGCAGGCUCAAUUUCACCAACAGAGCCCGUCGGCGCAGUUUCCGCGUACUCGCAGUCGACGUGAAGUUACAGUGGAUGCAAUCGCUGAUGAAACUGCUGCCUUGGCCAUGGGAAGCGCCCUGUCAGGCAUCACCGUGGCCACGGUUGUCCGGGUUGCGUGGGCCAUGGUGCUGUCUUGCUACUGUCAGAGCGACGAUGUCGUCUUCGGCGCCACCACAACCGGCCGUACCGCAUCUCUCCCAGACAUUGAUCAACUUCCGGGCUCGACACUAGCCACAGUUCCGGUUCGGAUUCGAGUUGACCCCGACCAGGGAGCGCUCGCCUUUCUGGGUGCCGUACAAGAGCAGGCUGCGCGCAUGACCCCUUUUGAACAAUUCGGAUUGCAGAACGUGCGCAGAAUUUGCCCAACAUCGGACCUUGGCGACCUAGGUACUCUUUUGGUUGUUCAGCCGCAACAAGACCGCUCUAGCUCCUGCAAGUCACUGGGAAUACCGCUCACAGAUGAUAGCUCGCGGCGUCCCGACUUUCACACCCUCCCCGUAACCUUGGAGUGCUAUGUGCACGAGAGCCAUGUGGAAAUUCAGGCACUGUUUGAUUCGGGACUCGUCUCCAUUGUUGCGAUGCAACGUAUGCUCCAAACUCUACAGGGUCUCAUCCAACAACUACACCUAGUCGCUGUUCAGGAAAUUGCAGACACCACAUUAUCCAGUCUACCACAUUUACCCAACGUGCAACUUGAAAAUCUCUGGACAUGGAAUGCCAUACUUCCCCCUUCCCAGGCAACCACGUUACAUGCUCUCGUCGCAAAUCAAGCGAUGAAGCGGCCCAACGACCCAGCUCUGGUGGAUCACCAUUCUACCUGGACCUAUGAAGAGCUCGAAACCAAAAGCUCUAUUCUGGCAUGCCGGUUGCAGCAGCAACUCGACAUUAAGCCUGGCGAUGUCGUACCGCUUUGUCUCUUCAAGAGUGCGAUGGCAAUCUGUACGAUGCUGGCUGUUCUCAAGUGCGGCGGCGCCUUCACCUCAAUACCAAUCCCAAACCAGGAAAGCUCCAUCACGUAUCCCACUUCCAGAGUUCAAGGCAUUCUUGAGGCUGUGCGUGCAGAGCGUGUGCUUUGUGACAGAGAGCUCGUUCCAUUUUGCACGAAAGACUUGGGUGUGCGAAUUGCCUUGGUACCACAAGACAUGAUCGAUAUUCUGAGCACAUCGGAUGUAUCUCACGAUUGGCCGGUGGAUCCCAACGCGAUAGCCUACAUUAUGAACACAUCGGGAUCUACCGGAGCCUCGAAAGGGGUACGGAUCGCGCACCGAGCAAUCUGCACAAGCACCCUKGCUCAAGGCCGUGCUCUCGGCCUGGGCCCUCAGACGAGGGGCUUCCAAUUCAGCGCUUAUACUUUUGACACCAGUAUCGCCGACAUUUUUACACCUCUUGUCAACGGAGGAUGUGUGGUUGUGCCUACUGAAUGGGAGCGGGUCAACGAUCUCGCAGGGAGUAUCACUCGACUCAAUGCAAGCUUCGCAUUUCUCACCCCAACCGUCAUCAAUACCCUAGCGCCAGAAGAAGUCCCAUGUCUCGAAAUACUGGCGUCGACUGGAGAGGCAAUCAACGAAGAGAUUGUUUCCAAAUGGGCGUCCCGAUUGCGUCUGUUCAACGCUUUCGGCCCUGCAGAGUGUGCCGUGAUAUGCACCAUCGCAGAAGUGCCACCGCACCUCAAGGACAUUCACAGCAUAGGUACAGCGACAGGGUCUGUGACAUGGGUUGUGGACCCAUCGAAUGUCAAUGUUUUGACGCCAUUAGGGGCCGUGGGAGAAUUGUGCAUCGAGGGAGCGAUCUUGGCUGACGGAUACUUGGAUGCCCCGGACCUGACCGCCGCUGCGUUUAUAGAAGGGCCUGCUUGGCUCUCAGAUGACACAGCACAUCGACAUCGCGGUCCCGAUGGAAGACGGGUUUAUCGCACCGGUGAUCUUGUCGUGUACAACGACGACAACUCCUUGAGCUAUGUUGGGCGUAAAGAUUCCGAGAUCAAACUCCGCGGACAGAAGGUCGACCUUGGAGAAGUGGAGCACCACAUCGCUGCAGAGCUUCCAGACUUACCCAUCGCCGUCGUAGCGAUUGACCACAAUCAGUCUCUUCAGAUAGUGGCUUUUAUCCAGACGGGGAUCGACGCCGACGCCGACCAGUCUGAAAACACACGGUUCGUUACGGAGAUGUCAUCCCUGUGUGAUCGCCUGGCUUCCAAAGUCCCGCUGUCGAUGAUCCCUUCCGCGUUUAUACCGCUGAAAUCUUUCCCGCGGUCAGAAGCGUCUCAAAAAACUGAUCGGCGAGGCCUCCGUCAACUCGCCGAGAGGCUGUCAGCCUCGGAGUACUCUAGUUUUCAGCUUCACUCUCAAGGUCUAGAGGAUGAGGUUCGCACCGAACCGGAACAGCAGAUGCUUAAUCUCUGGGCCCAGGUCCUGGGUGUGAAUCUGGACUUGUGCAGACGUCACGACAGCUUUCUCCGUGUAGGAGGAGACUCUGUUUCAGCUAUGAAACUGGUCUCUAUUGCUCGAGCACAUGGAUAUAUCUUGGACGUGAGGACUAUCAUCCAGCAUCCAACACUUGGGGACAUGGCCGCGAUGCUGCGAAAGAGUGAUCAUAGUUCGAGCCCUGCCAGUGUGAACUCGGCAGACUCUCGUCCUUUCCGCUUCGUUGAGGCUGAGGGCCUCGAAGCACUACGCGCGCGAGCGGCAGAGCAGUGCAGCGUCCCACCUGAGCGCAUAUCAGAUAUCUGCCCGUGCACGCCACUCCAGGAAGCCAUGUUCACAUCCACCUUGGGCAACCCGGAAGUAUACAUGUCGUAUAACCUCUUCCGCCGAAGCAGCCAAAGCUCGUCAACUUCCUCGCUACAUCGACUUCUGACUGCAUGGCGAACGACAUUCUCGGUGACCUCGAUCCUACGCACGCGGAUCGUGCAAAGCCAGGAUGGUCAUUUCUGGCAAGCGGUGUUGUCGUCAGAGUGCAGUCUUGACAUCGAAGUAUCGUCCAUAUCAGCUCAAACGUGGCUGAGCGAAACCAAGAACGAUCCUAUACUUCCUGGCACGGCACUUUUCCGAAUAGCGGUGUUGAAAGACGACGAGAUCGCAAUUUCGAUCCACCACUGUCUUUAUGACCCCUUUACAUGGUCCCUGAUUAUUCAAACUACGAAUGCCAGCUAUCUUGGGCGCCGGCCGCCUCCAUCCACGACAUUUGACCAGUUCAUCGCUCAUGUACUCGAACAGAAUGUGAGCGAGCGAGCGAGGCUCUACUGGAAGUCCAUGCUUCAUGAAGCUGUCCCGACCCCAUAUCCUUACUUUUCCUCUCGGGCUCUUUCGGAGCCUCGUGUUCGCUCCAGCGUAAAACACGUAAUCAGCCUCCUCCAGCACCAGCAGGUACGCGAUGUGCUGCCGUCGACAUAUUUCAUUGCUGCGUGGGCUCUCGUCCUCGGCAAGCGGGCGUCUGCGACUGAUGUCAUCUUCGGGACUGUCCUGAGUGGUCGGUCCAGCGCAGCAGGAGAUUUGGCAGAUGUCGCUGGACCUACCAUUGCAACGGUUCCCGCUCGCGUCAGAUGGAAUCCAGAAACACCAACUCGGAGUUUUCUGGCACAAGUGCAGUCAGACAUGGCCAACAUGCUUCCAUUCCAGCACUAUGGCUUGCAGAACAUUCGCAAACUCAUCCAGCCAACCAGUUGCACAUUUGAGAGUGUUCUUGUUGUUCAAGAUGCUGCUAGCCUAGGUGCACCAGAUCUCGUGGGCUACGAACCACCUGAAGAGCCUUCUACAGGCUUCCACACACACCCCUUGAACAUUGAGUGUAUUCUAAAUCCAGGCCACAACGCAGAGCUUCACGCACGCUUUGAUGAUACCAUCAUCACCGCUGAUGAAGUGCAGAUGCUCAUGAUGGAGCUUGGACAUGUCGUCCGGCAGCUGCGGAAGCACAGAGCAGAUGAGAAAGUGGAGGCCAUCGAGAUUAUUAGCCCCCAGGAAAGACAAAGCCUACUUAAUAAGAACAUGGAUUUGCCACUCGCAUGUGAACAGAGCGUAGCUCAAUUAUUCGAGCAACACGCCAAAUCGCGACCCGCUGCACCAGCGGUUCUGGCAUGGGACGAGAGCCUCACUUACAGCGAACUUGACCAGCUGAGUCACAGGCUGUCGCUCCACUUGGCAUCUUGCUGCGAAGAGAAGCAGGACACUACCUUUGUGGUUCUCGUGUUCGAAAAGUCUGCCUGGUAUGUCGUGGCACUCAUGGCAGCUUUGAAAACGCCUGGGUGUACGUUGGUUCCGACUGAUCCCGCCUGGCCGGAUAAUCGUCUCAUGGAAAUCAUGGAAAGGGUCGAAUCUCGACACAUCCUAUGUUCCGAAUCUAUGAGACACCGUCUCCAGUCCAUUGCGACGAGUCUUGAUAUCACUGCAGUACCGAAUCCAACAAUCCUUGGUCUGAGAGACUCUGGUCCCCGUACAUGGGUCCCUCCUAGUAUGAACAGCCUCGCAUAUACAAUCUUCACUUCUGGAAGUACUGGAAAACCGAAAGGAGCCCUGAUCGAACACUCGUCUCUAGCAACGAGCCUUUGUGUGCGUGGCCAAGCUCUUGGGAUCGGUCAUCACACCCGAACGUUGCAGUACGCCAGUCACGGGUUUGACGCCUCACUGGACGAGAUCUUGCUGCCUCUUGUACACGGUGGUAGCGUCGCGGUGCCGCAUUUUGACGAGAUUCGGGGAGACGUUGCAGCAAGCAUAGCGAAGUUUCACGUCAACUUUGGGUUUCUCACGCCUACUGUGGCCAGAACUCUGGACCAUGUCCAGCUGUCUUCACACUUGACGGACUUGGUUCUGCUCGGUGAGCCUUUGAAUGCCGAAGACCUGAGGAUGUGGAGGACACAUGUCGUGUUGUGGAACGGAUACGGGCCUAGCGAAGCGUCGAUAUGCGCCACUAUUCAGUGUCUGAGUGCACUKGAGGCUCCGAGUCCCAACAAUAUUGGCUUAACAUACGGGUGCGUCGCAUGGGUGGUCGACGAGUCCAAUCCUAGCCACCUGGUACCCAAGGGCUGUGUUGGCGAGCUAUGGAUCGAAGGUCCGAUUGUGGGCCGCGGGUAUCUUUCUGACAGCGAAGCGACUGCAUUUCCGCGAUCAGCACCCUGGCAAGGCCAUGCAGGUCCUCGGUCUAGGCGCCUGUAUAGAACUGGAGAUCUUGUUAAGCAAAAUAUGGAUGACAGUCUCACCAUCAUCGGCCGCAAAGACACGCAAACCAAGAUUCGUGGCCAACGUCUGGACAGCAGUGAGGUCGAGCAUCGCAUCCGCGCGGCCGGCUUUCCGCAUAACGCUGUCCAAGUCAUGCAGGUGGGCGGAGAUGGGCAGCGUCUUGUCGCUUUCGUGGGGAUGGGCAGGGGUGGCGAGGAUGUCAUCCUGCCCAUGUCCGUCGAACUGCACGCAAAGAUGCAAGACCUGAUGCGACAACUCGAAAGCGAUCUUCCGCGCCACAUGGUCCCCACCAUGUUUGUUCCUCUCACACGGAUCCCUGUUAACACCAAUGGCAAGACGGAUAGAAAAUUGCUGCAGACCCUUGCUGAAGACAUAUCACCCACGAAGCUCCGCGAAUAUCUGCUUCAAGGGCUGGGUCGUAAGGAUCCACCACGUAAUGCCACGGAAACCAUCCUGCGAGGCAUCUGGUCCACGCUUCUGGCUGUACCGGAGGAGGAGAUUGGCGUGAAUGAUGAUUGGUUUCGCGUGGGCGGGGACUCCAUCUCUGCGGCCAAACUUGCGCGGGCCGCCAAAUCUCACGGAUUGAGUCUGACAGUUGGCACCAUUAUGAAAUGCCCUAAGCUAUGCGAUAUGGCUGCCGCCAGCUCAUACGACCCGACCUCGACUGCCUCGUUGACCAUGAAUGACGAAACUCACGUGCGACCUUUCUCCCUGCUUGACGCCUCAAUGGUUGGCGAGCUCAGGGAGAGCGCCGCGCAGCAAUGCGCCAUAUCUCCCGACGACAUCAUUGACCUCCUACCCUGCAGUCCUAUGCAAGAAGGGAUGUUGGUAGGGUCAUUGCAGAAACGUCAAGCGUAUACCAACGUUUUGGCCUUUACACUGUCGCCGGAUAUUGAUUUGCAGCGCUUCCGCACCGCGUGGGACUCGGUCGUGGAAGCGAAUGACAUCUUACGGACCCGUAUCAUCGUGCAUAGUAGUGGCACCUUUCAAGCGGUCCUGCAUCCUUCCCUUACCAGAGCAAUAUGGGCCCAAAUGCAUGACUUGCCCUUGUCUGAACUCGGRAAACACUGGCAGCAGUGGCGAGAAACCCUGGGCCCUGGCUCUUGCUUGUCGCAGCUAUUCUUGAUGCAACACGGACAAUACUUUGUCUGGAUGGUGCAUCACGCUCUGUAUGAUGCACAUACAAUGCGUCUCUUCAWGGAGCAGGCGGCGAGCCUGUACGCAUCUUCCACCCCCAACACAUUGGUAUCCUUCAGCCGCUACAUAGCAUACAUGCAAGACAUCCAAGCACCAUCCAAGGCGUUCUGGGCUUCGUACCUCAAGGGGGAGACGAGCAGCACGUUCUCCUUCCUCACUCGACGCCCGGACUCCAAACCGGACAAAAUGCUGAGCAGGACCGUGCCAUGGGGCAAUCGGAAUCAUAGAGGAGCUAGUUCGGCAACAAUAUUGCGUGCGGCUUGGGCGAUCAUCUUGAGUGCCUACUACUACUCUGACGAUGUGUGUUGGGGAGUGAACUUGUCGGGCCGUGACGCCAACAUCCCAGGCGUGGACAGGAUCGCAGGGCCUACGAUUGGCACUGUACCGGUGCGCGUUCAGCUGCAUCGCGAGGAGCGUGUAGUCGACUACGUUACUCGUUUACAAGUAGAGGCUGCUGAGAUGAUUCCUUACGAUAUCGGGUUGCAGAACAUUGCCAAAAUCUCAUCAGACGCCGCUUCGGCUUGUGCGUUCAAUGUCCUCCAACUGAUAUCUAUUGAUGAAGACAACUCCUCCCAAUUUCCAGGAAUCAAUUCAUUCCGGACCUCACAUCUAAUCCCGGAUGCGGACUGGACCAAUCUGGACUAUGCUCUUGUGAUCGAGUCCGUCAUUCUCGCUUCUGAAGUCACACUAACCUUGUCGUUUGAUGAAUCCUGUAUGUGUAGCAGACAGGCGGAUGCGAUUUUGAUCAAUCUCGAAGCUGUUAUAUCCCAGCUCUCCACGGCGGAUGAGAACCUCCUCGUCAGCGACAUUCGCUUCAUUCCUGUGGAUCGCGUUGCGGAAGACGUGAUUGGUCUGGAACCUCAAAUGGCCACUAUUCCCGCCGAUUCCAUCCACUCCAUGAUUGCAGAUCGUGCACUUGAAACGCCUGACAAAGUUGCGGUUCAGGCGUGGGAUGGAACGGUAUCGUACGCAGAACUUCUUUCAUUGUCUACAAAGCUGGCCCUCUACCUGACCGAGGCAGAGCUYGUUAGACCGGAAGCCGUUGUCCCCAUUUGUUGUGAGAAAUCAAUACUCUACCCAAUUGCACUAUUGGCGGUACUUCAAACUGGGUCAGUCGCCAUGGGCCUCAAUGUGGCUUACCCCGAUCAGAGGCUGCGCGACUCGUGUGCAACUGUUGGGGCGAGCACCAUUAUCGCCUCGACGUCUCACGCUGCCCGCUUUGAGGGCAGCGUUGUCGAAUUAUCUUUGCUCUUCCUUCGACAGCUUCCAAUGUCACGAGAUAAUACUCUUUUCCCCCAAGUGCGGCGUAAUCAUGCAGCCCUCGCUGUCCUGACCAGCGGCUCUACUGGAGUGCCGAAGGCUACUUUACUGGAACAUGGGCACUACCUAGCCGGGGCAACAGCGUACGCUCAAGCCACAGGCCUCUCGGCCGACUCACGAAUGCUACAAUUUGCGAGUCACGCAUUUGACAUCUCUUUGCUGGAAAUUCUCGACACCCUCAUGGUGGGUGGUACGGUUUGUAUUACACAACAAGAAGCUUUGUUGGAGCGUCUGCCACAGACAUGCAUCGAAUACAAUGUCAACUUUGCGUGCUUGACGCCUAGCGUCGUGUCCGCUGGGCUCAAAGGGGCUGCAAUCCCUUGCUUGAAAACAUUAAUGCUUGCGGGUGAAAUGGCCACAAGAUCCGUCAUCGAAGAGUGGGCAGAUCAGCUUCAUCUGCACAACGGGUAUGCACCGAGUGAAGUGUCUCCCAUCAUAACCCUCCAGCCAGACCUCGCCCGAGAUGCUGAUCCCUGCAUCGUUGGACCUGUCAUCACAGGCAGAUGCGCCAUUGUAGCGCCGGACGAUACACGGGAGCUACCACUUGGAGCAGUUGGCGAACUUUGCUUUGCUGGUCCCACAGUCGGUCGCGGUUAUCUGGGUGAUCCCACACGCACUGCUCAGGUCUUUUCGGACGAUCCUGCAUGGGCACCUGGGCAGAGGUGCUAUCGGACGGGAGAUCUGGCUAGAUUGGAUGCUGAAGGCCGAGUGCACCUCGUAGGCCGUAAAGAUGAACAGCACAAAAUACGAGGUCAGCGUCUGGAGCUGGGAGAAAUUGAGCAAUGUAUGCGCAAGCUUUUGGRGCCAGGGGUGCAGUUGGCUGUGGAAGUCAUCCAACGGGAGGGGGCGGGUGCCACGCUCAUCGGCUUCGUGGGCUUGUCAGGCGGCUCGGAGAAUAAGCAACGGGGGAUGUUCCGCGAUCUCCAACGUCAACUGUCCCGUCAACUCCCCACCUAUAUGGUCCCGUCAGCCAUAGUUCCACUGCCAUCGGCACGAUUGCCGUUGCUACCCUCGGGCAAGGUGGAUCGAAAGGCGCUACGAAGCAUGGCGAGUGGUAUGUCCUCGUCUGAACUCUUCGGGCGCUCCGAGGAUGUGAUUGAGCCUCACGACUCUCCCCAAGGAAGUAAAGAAUGCAUCGUCGUGGAGGAGGUGGCAAAUUUGCUGGGCAUGAGCGUAGCCCAGAUCGGCCGCUCUGCCACUUUCCAAGAACUCGGUGGAGACUCGAUCAUGGCCAUGCGACUGGUCGCACGCUUACUUGCCCGAGGACUCCGCUUGCACAUGGCAGAUGUGCUGGCGCGAGAGCCUCUCCGCGCCCUUGCCGCCUCCAGCCGGGACGUAAGCAAUGGUAUGACGAACGGGCGUCAUCGUAAGGAGGAGGGGGAAGAGGAUGGGGCGGCGUUCCCACUUUCCCCCGUUCAGCGUCUGUUUGGACGAAUCCACACUCUUGGAGACAGCAGCCAUGUCAACCACUUCAAUCAAAGUGUAAUGCUGCAGGUUCCAGCGCACGUGACGAAAGCAGCCCUGGAAGGCGCACUAGCGGCGCUGGUACAGUAUCAUGCCGCACUUCGGACACGAGUGGACUUACGGGCGGGCUUACAAUCCGUGGCCGCGGCUGCGGUGGUCAAAGUGACGGUGCGAAGCGGUGAAGAUUCCCAUCAGGCCAUUUGCGCGACACAGAGAAGCCUGAAUCUUCAGCAUGGCCCCGUCUUCGCCGCAACCUUGCUAGAGCCGGCCGCCGUGGACCGACCCCGUCUGCUCUACCUCGUCGCUCACCACUACAUCGUKGACCUGGUGUCGUGGCGAAUCAUCAUCGAUGACCUGCGUCGCCUCCUCUGUCGUUCCUUCAACGGCCUUCUUCCCAAGUCGCAUUCUGUCUCUUUCCGCACUUGGUGCCUUGAGCAAGUGGAACAUAUAAAAGCCUCUCAGGACCUCCCAUCAUCAGCCUUAUGCAACUCGAUGCCGGCACCUGACGCAUAUCUCGACUUCUGGGGCAUAAAAGCCGCCGACAACGUCUACGGCCAAGUGGAACAGUUGCACGCCUGUCUCGAACCACAAUCGACUGCACUUCUUUUGGGCAAGACCAACCUCGCUUUCACUACCGAACCCAUCCAUAUCAUUGCCACCGCCCUCCUGCUGUCUUUCCUCCAAACCUUCCCACAACGCCAAGCCAUUACUGCCUUCUCGGAGGGACAUGGUCGUGAAUCGUGGGACCCGGAUCUUGAUGUUUCCCAGACAGUGGGUUGGUUCACGACUCUGUAUCCCAUCCAGGCAUGUGUUACCAAGGCUAGCGAAGAAGAGGACUUUGACAGCGUCCUUCAAUCAAUCAAAGACCAAAUGCACGGUACCUCACGCAACGGCGCAGACUGGUUGGCUCGGCAGAUACUAAGUGCUGAUGGCAUCACACUUCCUACGGAGAUCAUGUUAAACUACCUUGGCGCAGAUCGCGCAGAGUCUCGCGUGAAGGACGAUGAGACUCUGUCAGAACACCAUGCUAUGGAACUAGACCCCCUCCUCGAUGUCAGCCCCGAACUGGCUCGCAGCUCGCUCAUCGAUGCCAUUGGAGUGGUGAGAGAGGGUAAACUUCACCUGUCCCUCCACUUCCACCGGAGUAUGCAACAUCGCCAACUGAUCGGACGCUGGCUUGGGCGAUGGUGUCGACUGUUGGAGACAGAGGGGACUCGACUGGCUUCACAGCAGCGCAGACUCACUGCAAGUGAUUUUCCGCUGCUUCAAUUGUCCCAGGAUGAACUGAAUCAUUUGCAAGCCCAUGAACUUCCCACUCGCGAGCUGGCUCCGAUGGACGUUGAAGAUGCAUAUCCUUGCUAUGGAACUCAGCUUGGCAUUCUGAUCUCGCGAACCCGGAACGAGGCCGAAUACCUGGUACAAAUAGCAUUUGAGGAAACCAAUCCACACGCUAUCAAAAAGGAACAUCUGGAACGUGCAUGGCGUCAGGUGGUGGAGCGACAUGCAUCUUUGCGGACGUUCUUCGUCGAAGCAGCUUCCCAAUUCUAUCAAGUUGUGGUUCAGGCUGGGAGGGUCCGGGCGGAAGUGCAAUACUUUCAAAGCGAAGACGACUGCCUUGACACAGACUCGUUGGUGAAACGGUCUCCAGAGCCGUCUCACCACCAAGCUCUUCCGCACACUCUUACCAUAUGGGAAACCCCACGCGGCCUMUCGGUGGUUCUCAAAAUCAGUCAUGCCAUUGUGGAUGGUCAUUCAUUCAAUGUCAUCCUUCGUGACUGGAAGCUCGCAUAUGCAGGUCAACUUCAUACCUGUCCUCCAGCGUUGGGGUAUCGUCGACUCGUACAGCUGUAUCAGCAGCAGCAACAGCAAAAACAACAUAAAAAGCAGAAAGGAAGCCCUGGAUGCCCACCUGAACAACUUCCCGACAUACAGCCCUGCAUUUUCCCAUGCGUCCAUGAUGCGGGUUCGGUCAAAUCCACACUUGACAGCAUUGACCGAAGCCUGGGAGUUACCGACUCUCAACGAUUGACUGCUUUUUGCAAGACCCGUGGAGUGACGGUGGCGGCUGUAGCACAGGUAUGCUGGGCGAUCGUUCUUCGCAUAUACACCGGUUCACGCAAACCUGUGUUUGGGUUUCUGCACUCUGGACGUGAUGCCGACUUGCCAGGCGUACAGGACGCGGUCGGAGUCUACAUUCGGAUGCUAGUAGCUCAAGUCUCGCUGGAAUCUUCCGAUAUGUCUCUGGUUGAUGUGCUAUCGAAAUCAUACCAGCAGUUCCUGGACAGGAUUCGWGGCUCACAAUCACUGAUACACGUAUCACACGAGUCGGGAACCUCGCAACUUUUCAACACAGGCCUUUCGGUGGCAUAUUCGAGUGACAGCUUGGCCUCUACGUCGGACGACUUUCUAGAGCCCAAAUUCUCACGCGAUCCUACGGAGUACGACUUGGCGGUCACAGUCGACACCUCUGAAUCACUAACAAACGUCACACUCUGCUUUUGGAGAGAACGAAUCUCCUCACAUCAGGUUGAGGGUGCUGCGGAUGUGUUCUUGCGCGCUCUUCGCAGCCUGCUCGACGCACCAGCUCAGUCUGUGGACAGGCUUGUCAACACCAUAUCAAUGCCUUUCAAUCCUAUCAAUGCCGUACCUCGUGCUGUCAACGCGACCAUCGUCGACCUGGUGUGUUCUCGGGCGCAUAAGACCCCAGGGAUGCGUGCCGUUCACAGCUGGGAUGGAACUCUCACAUACCACGAACUUGACGAACUCUCGGAGCAAGCUGCUGCUAUCCUGGUCAAGUUUGGCGCAGGCCCCGGUUGUAUGAUUCCUCUCUGCUUUGAAAAGUCCAUGUGGAGCGUGGUCGCAAUCAUUGCAAUACUCAAGACCGGCGCUGCCUUUGUGCCACUGGACCCUUCACAUCCCCAACAACGUACUGAUGCAGUGCUUAGAUGCGUCAAUGCAAAGAUUGGUGCUGCCUCGUCCGUCUGUGCGGCAAGACUCCGACAUCUCGUCCCUAAUACGGUCAUCCUCGGGAGGGAAUCGCUGGCUGGGGCCAAGGGCAUUGCAACCUGGCAGGAUCGACGGCCAAAGCCUUUCCCUCUCGAUAGUCUGGCGUACGUUUUAUUCACCUCUGGUAGCACGGGCGUUCCCAAAGGCGUCAUGAUAACCCAUGGAGCUCUGAGCAGCGGCAUCUCGCAUCGUGCCGAACCCAUGGGGUUUACGGAAGGCUGUAAUGUUCUUCAAUAUGCAUCAGCUGCAUUCGAUGUUGCAGUGGACGAAAUUUUUCUCACUCUCAUCUCUGGUGGCUGCGUGUGCGUGCCCUCAGAGCAGGCUCGUCUGGAAGAUCUCGRGAACACCAUGGCGGCUAUGCAGGUAGAUAUUGCCAUGUUGACCCCCUCCGUAGCACGACUACUCGUUGGCACUUCCUUGACCACCCUUCGACACCUCAUACUUGGUGGCGAGCAUGUAUCCAAAGAGGACAUUGCUACCUGGUCCACCCGUGUCGAGCGGCUGGAUAUUGUUUACGGACAGACAGAAUGCACUGUUGUCUCGACGCUUGAGUCGCAUGUGCGUAAUCCCAUGCUCUCCGGAUCCAUUGGAACCCCACUUGGAUGCAUGGUUUGGCUCGUCGAUUCGGACGACCCGAACCGCAUAGUCCCACCAGGAUGCAUAGGAGAGAUGCUCAUCGAGGGGAGCAUUCUAGCAGCCGGAUAUCUGGCCGACGAGAACAAAACGGCAGCUUCAUUCAUCACCAAUGUCGCCUGGGCCGGUCCCGAGCGACGCAUGUUCCGUACGGGUGAUCUGGCUUUCCGGGACCCCGAAAAUAAGCUUCGUUUUCUUGGUCGCAAAGAUAGUCAGCUGAAGUUUCAUGGUCUACGUAUAGAGCCAGGCGAAGUGGAAGCAAGCGUAUCGCAAUUAUGGCCAUCGAAGUGCGGACCCGUUGUCGUUGACACUUUGAAGCGAGGCAAAGGACAGAUCUUGACAGCAUUCGUUUGUCAAGCACCUGCAGGGUCGAACCAGCGCCAGCAGAUGAGCGAUGGUGGUGACUUCUUCGCCGAAGCUACAGCCUCUUGCACCAACAAGGCCCGACUCGUCUCCGAGCGACUCCAUGAACGGCUUCCGCCGUACAUGGUUCCUAGUCUGUUCAUUCCUGUUCAGGCUAUGCCGCUGCUGGCAUCCGGGAAGCUUGACAGAAGGCGUCUGAAAGAAGCUGCGGAAAGUUUAACAACCGAUGCUAUGUCGAGCUUCUUCCUCAAGCAAACCCACGAGAGCGAGCCCCUGACUACCAGCGCAAGAACAUUGAAAAACUUUUGGAUCGAAGUCCUCGAUAUCCCUGGUCAGGCGGUUGGGAUGCACGAUAACUUUUUCCGUGUCGGUGGUGACUCCUACGCCGCACUCCGAUUGGCAGCCAUAGUACGCAAGGCUGGGUUCUCGCUUGCCGUCGCAGCUAUUUUCAAAUCACCUGUUCUCUCCGAUAUGGCGCUCCUGAUGCAGGCUACUGAGAUCGAUACCGGCAGCCGUACAGAAGAGCGAAGAGAAAUAGCAUCUGCCAGCGACAACGGCGGAGUCCAAUCGGAGCUUCACGUUCAGGUAGCCAAGGAUCUCGGCGUGCAUCCACAGCAGCUCGAGACGGUGUACAAGACGACUGACUUCCAAUCCUGGUGCUUGCGAUGCAGUGCUGUGGACACCCGCGCAUAUGUCACAUACUUCCCCAUCCGCAUCCAAGGCUCGCUCGAAAUCAGUCGACUCCAAAAAGCACUGACGCUCCUCAUCGAAAGCAUACCUCUGUUGCGUACCGUCUUCGUGCGGCAUGACAAUCACUUUGCUCAGGCUGUAUUGUCUGAUUCCGAAGGCUUAGCAACGCUGACCAGGUACUCCUCCUCGGUUGAUGAUGAGAAUAGCCUGCUUGAAGCUGCCCGCCAUUCGGCCGACGCCCAUCUAAAAGCUAAUCCGUUCUGUCACGGCGAACUUGUCACUAGCUUCGUCCUCGUGGAAGGAGACCGACAAAAGACAGCACCCUCACGCGCAACUGGAGAGAAUCAUGUACUACUGAUACGACUGUCGCAUGCACAGUACGACGGAUUUUGUUUCCCGACCUUGAUACACCGUUUACGUGCCAAGUAUACUACCCUACUUCAGGAAAAGUCGACCUCCCAACAAAGCUUUCAAGAUUAUGUUGGCAGACUUGAGGCUUGCCGUACUGCCGCGAGAGUGUAUUGGGCACAGUUACUGCAGGGCUUGGCGCCAAUGAGUUUAACACCAACACAUCCGACACAUGAUCAACCCAUGCCCUUCCCAGACACUUCCUUUGAUUUUGAGGUGCCCAUACUCUCACCUGGACCUUGGACUGCGCGACCAGCUUCAAUCAUUCAGCUCGCCUGGGGUCUAGCACUGGCUCGGGUCUUGCGUAGGUCCGAUGUGAUGUUCGGCCUCGUCACCGACGGCCGCGCCACUGGACCCAGCGCGCUAUCUGACGAUGACCUCGAUGACGACCCCCUCUUCGGUCCAUGCGUGAAUUACAUUCCUGUUCGAACGACAUUUCCACCCGAACCCGCUCCCUCACCUUCCAUCCUGAACGAAGUGGAGCGUCAGUAUUUCGAUUCCCUUCCCUUCCAGGGCGUCGGUGUCGAAUCUAUGCAAUUCAGCUCAAUUCUACAAUACCAAGGCUUCAGCGUGGAAAACGAAUGCGCUGCACCCACAGAAACGAGCCCGGUGGAAUUUUCACUCGGCGGUGCUGGUGUGGGACAGCAUAGUCGACAUUUUGCUGGAAUUACUGGCCUGUUCGUUGUCGUGGAACCGCAACCGCAGGUGUCUAGGUCUCUUUCUGGAUCUCAAGUACCUGAGUCUUUUGUGGUUCAUUUUUCGUUUUCGACUCAAAUGCUUCAGACACGGCGCGUGGAGGAGUUUCGGGAUGCGUUUCGGGAGGCUAUACAAGAAGUGCUUGGUAUCGCUACUGAUGCUAAGUAG